Messenger RNA from Heterotrigona itama, 759 nucleotides. Lineage: Eukaryota; Metazoa; Arthropoda; Insecta; Hymenoptera; Apidae. The record is from the annotation of a GenBank genome assembly.
AUGAUUCCGAGGUCCCAAGGAAGAAAGCAAAAAUCCGAGUUCUCGAAAAGCACGACCAAUACCACGGACAAGGAAUCAACGACGAAAGACAAGGGUUCCAAAGAUGCUCGACUAAUCACGAAUCUUCCUGACGACGCUGCGAUACACUUUGGAAAUUUCUACGGUGUCGAAAAGAAUUCGAACAAACCGCGAGCUGGAAGAGUGAGAAGUCUUUUGGAUUCUGCCAGUCCAUCGUCUACUAGUUACAAGCCAACGCCGAGAGUGGAAUUCACCAGGCAGAUGGUUCACAAACUGGAACGAACAGCUGGUACGAAGGAAUACGCGCGACAAGUGUCAGCUUUAUUGGAGGAGACGGUCGAGCCGGCGCAUUUCAAGCUGCAUUCACUACCGACCGAGAAUUCGAUCCCGGACGGGAGGCACAAUCCCACGGGAUUCCCGCUCUGGUACAAGGAACCUUAUAAAAUGCCGUUCGCCUCGAACGAGGUUUACGAACUUCUCAGAGAGAAACUGCACGACGCUGAGAACGGAAAGGCGAGAGACAUUUUCAAAGAGGAUUCUUCCGAGAGAAGUUCCUUGAAGGAGUGGAGCGAGGACGAGCAAGUCGAGGACGACGGACCAAUGAAUUUCUUAACGACAGGGAAAUCUUCGAUGAAUUUGCUGUCCAAUGGCUCGUCUUCUGCUACAGCGGCGAAAGACACAGACUCGAUGGAAAGCAACGAAGCUUCUCUCGAUAGAAAGGGAAAAAAGUUAAACGAAUAA